ACGACAACCGUUAACCUGAGAUUCACGUGACUUUUGACAUACUGUUACAGCAUGAACAAGGCUGUUUACAGAGGAAGGCAUUUCUUGAACAAAUUCAACAACCUCUUUGGCACUGGAAGGUCUGUUGUCCUGGCACCAAACUUAUGCAGUGAAGACCUACAGGGUCAAAGACAAACCGUACGUAAGAAGUUUCUGUGCCUCGUAUAUAUUUGUAUUCCUUUCGAAGUCAAUGGCUCUAUUAAGCUAAAGUUUGCUUAUGAUCUCAGCUUGAUUAAAUUUAAUCAGUACGGUAGAAACGAGCACAUAAACCUACUAAAUCGCUUGCUUUUAUAUAAACCAGUGAGCACAAACAUGGCAAUCGUAAAAGAAAAAAAAAAUAGGGAAAUUAUUAAAAAUUGCGCUAGCUAAGAAAAACAUCAGAGAUGAACUACUUUGGUACUUGCUUAUGAGACUAUGAAAGUAUCGUGUUUUAACAAACAAAAUCACAGAGCUUCAUCACAGAACAGACAAGGCCGCCGCAGUACAUAAAAAAGUAAUUUAAGGUGGCAUUUCUUUUUCCUUUCACCUGACCAAAGUUAAUUCCGCUUGUUUUUUUCUGCUUUUCACCUUUUUGUUUUUGUUUUUGUUUAAAUAAAUUGCGUAAUAGAUCAACCACCAAAACGCAGAGCAAACCGAAGGGGGCGGAGGAGGGGCGUGUGCGCAAGAUGGCGACAGAAGCUGAACAAUUUUUGGAUUCGCACAAACGAUAUGUGCCCUGGUGCAAAUUUUUGAAAGAUAAUAUAAUAACCUUAUUAUUAUUAUUGGAUAUUCACGUUUUAAAUAGCCUUAAUUUGUAUUAAAGCUGCAUUCCGAUGCUCUCAAUGAUCGCUUUCAAUCAGAAAGUGCAAGGCAAUUUAUAAACUCCGCUGUGUAAAAACACUGCUGUCACAACUGGUCAUGGGUUCGUCGUGUCACAUGUCACAAGUAGACAGCAGUGGUAAAGAUUAUACUCUGGCCUUGCCAUAUGGAAAAGGCCUGACUUACAACAAUUUUUCGCUGUAAAACUGCACAGGUCAGAAACGGAAGGUUUUAGAAAGGUAAUGAUAAUUUGUGUAAAAUAUAUUCCUUGCUCCGCUUUGGUCAGGAGGCCGGAUGGGAAAUUUUUAUCCCGCCAAGUUUUCGUGGUUGAAUAUAUGUAAAUAUGUUCAAGCAGUACCAGUUGUGUCCUGAUGAGAGAGUAGAAACAUCCAUGUUUUGAAAUUUCACUUACUGAUGCGAGCUGAAUUUAAUAGUAGGUCUGUCCGGAAGCGCAUUAUUUUGAAUUAAUGCGCGCUAUUGCAUUCAAUACCCCUGGCUCAGCCAAGAAUUUCUGUUUUUGCCUUGAAACUGCUUUGAUUCAGAGGCCAAAUUUUUAUAGGCUCUCCCAGCCCCCAAUACAGCUUAAAGAGUUAGGCCUUUAAUUAUAGCAUUUUUUUGUUGCUUCUGCAGAGAAAAAUGAGUUCUAAACCAAUUUAUAAACCAGCUGACAGACUUCUUGGACAUGACAAGAAUGUAUGGUAUGUAUAUAAAGUAAGCGGCCACCCUCAGGGUACGGGCAAAUGGCCACUUCAUAGAGGUUGGCUGUUCAAUAGGGGCUCAUCGUAAAAAUCAGCAUAAUUUUACGCAGAAACUGAUCAUUUUUUUUUUUUUUAAACAAAUACGAGACACACGUGCUCAGCAUUACCACACCACAAUCAGCCCUGACCAUUAAUCGCGGACUGCAUUUUUCUUCAUCAUACAGUGAAACCUCAGUGUAACAAACCUCUAUAAUUUAAAACAAAGUCCUCAGUAUAACAAAUGAUUUUCUUUUCCCCAGGAAUAGUAAAAUAUGUAAAAAAGAACCUCCAUAUAAUGAAACCUUGCUGUAGCAAACAGAGUUUGCCAGUCCCCUGGGUCUUCGGUUUAUCGAGGUUCCACUAUAUUUUGAAAUAAAGUCAAACAACUGUAUGAGCAGAACAUUAAGUAAUUAUUGUGACUUGAUCAGUUACCUUUUCAUGUUACAGGGUGGAGUUCACUGCUUUAGCAAGGAAAUGCAAGGCAGUAAAUUUAGGGCAGGUGAGAAAUGGUUAAAUGGUAAUUAUUACCAACCCCCAUUCAACAGAGUUAAUUUAAGGAAAAUUAAACAUUUCCCUUUUACUAGACAAGAAUUACAGCGAGUCUGUAGGCAAUGAAAAUAGAUAUCAGCAUAUUGUGAGACAGUAAUACAGAUGGCUUUUGCACGAAGUCUUAGCCUACAUGUAGCCACACCCUCCCCCCGACAAAGGAAAAAUGGAAAAACAAACAUUUUUCAUUUGUUGGGGGGAGGGUGCGGCUACACGUAGGCUAAGAAAGGCUUUGCCAUUCAGUCAAGUUUCAUUUUGGUCCCCUACCAUAUGAUUGCUACAAGUUAUGUAAUAUUACUGUCAGUCUUACAUAUUUUAGACUUUCAACUUGAUGCUGAGAAAAUUAACAGCCUAGCUAGACAACCAUUAUACCUCACUUUGAUUGUUUUUGGACAGAGAACAACAUACUGGGACAUUACUCAAGUCAUACUUGUGGCUUGAAUUAACCUUAGUUUUAAACCCCAACAUCAAAAUUCAAAUUCUCAUUUGUUGUUUCUAUACAUUUCCUAUAGAAAUAGUGGGGAGAAAAUGUUGAAGUAUCAAUAAGAUUCACCUUCUGUGAUCAUGUCCUUAAUUUGUAUGACCUCUCUGUUUUAUAAAGCAUUGAUAUUACAUAGAGAAAUGUCAUGCUCUACACUCUUAGGGCCUGUAGCACCACUGGGUGAUUUUGAGCAAUGACACUAUAUAAUUAUGUAUAAAUGUGAGUUAGACAUCAACCUUUUUUUUUAAAGGGAUUUCCAGAUUUUGCUCCACCGCCCAUCAUUUCAGAGGCUCUUGGAAAAGUUGCGUCAAGUAGUGAUAUCUCUGUUAACCAAUACACAAGAAGUCAGGUGUGUGAUUGUAAUUAAUAUUUAAUGACAUUGUGCUUUCUUUAUCCUGUGCCUUGUUUGGUGUUUGCAGUCUAACUAAACUGUGUUGUAGUUGCAGCUAGAGACAGGCGUGUACCUUAAUUUUGUACUGAACAGCAAGCUUAUUAUUUUUCCGUGACCCUCAAUGUUCCCCUCAGCUUGACAUUUCAAGGUUCUAGCAGAAACAGAGCUAAUUACUAUUUUCCUUGGGUCAGCCAGCAGCUGCCAGUUAAUAUCAGUAUUAUACAUUGUAGUCACCAUCUGUCUUCUCAUUGGCUAAAAGCCUACAGUUAAUUCUGGGAAACAGUGCAACCUACAGAUUAUUCACUAAUCUGUACCUACAGAUUGCAAUGCAUGAUUUCCAAGAGCAAUCUCAAGUGUACGGACAGCAAUGUCAAGUUCGUGGACAGCGAAGUAAGAAUGGCUUCUCGAUUCGCUUCAUCGACCCAGCAAGAAAUUGAGAAAUUACUUGAAGAUAAAGUAUAAUAAAACAAUUUUAUUAUUAGAUUCGGUUUUUGUGAUAUCCGGAAUAAUCAAGGUCUUGGUUAGUGUUAUCAGCCUCAGCCUUCAGCUUCGGCUGAUAACACUUACCUCGACCUUGAUUAUUCCGGAUAUCACAAAAACCUCAUCCAAUAAUUGUUUAUAGACUGUAAAUGAACUUACUUAUCUGGCUCAAAUUUCUCUGGGAAACAGAGAAAUGAGUUUGAAGUAGAAGAAAACCGGCUAGCCAAAUAAAUAAGCCUGUAUAUUUUUUUCUUAGCUACUUCCCUGUUGAAUGCAUCAUAUGUACAGUACCUGGUUUACAAAUAGUACAAUCCAAUAAGCACUGUGUUUAUUGUUAGCCAAAAUUCUGAAGCAUCAUUGUGUAAAACAGUCAAGUUUGCAGUGAUUUUGUUACCUCUGCAUCCUGCAUCCCUGAUGCAUAAAAAUCCUUGAAGAUGUGAAAUAAUUGAUUGAUCAAUUGAUCGAUCUGAAGGUGCUUUUGAAGAAUAUCCUGUGUGUGUGAUUUCGGUGGCUGUUAUCACUGAGUAUGACCCAAGUACUUCUUGAAGAUUUUUACCUAUAAAUUUGGAGAUUGCAUGUGCACAUCAAAUGAGGCACUGACAAUCAAGGGGGGCCCUAUUAAGUUCUUGAACAGUUUGAUACAGUCAGAUAGUGCAGGUAACCCAAAAUUAGCGUAUGCAGUACAUCUGGUUCUCUUCACUGACUCGAAGGAAAAGAAACUGUCAUUCUUAAUUAAUGGUGGUGUCAUGAGAGUUGGCCUUAUGAAUAAUGAUGCUGUCACAAGUGAGUGAGGGGAAAGGCGGGAGCCUAAUACAAUAACAUAACAUAGUUAAUAACAAACUAUUAUUUUGCCUCUAUUAUUCAAGGGACAUCCAAGAUUAGUCAAUGCAAUUGGAAAACUAUACACAACUCUGCUGAAGAGAGAAAUUGAUCCUUUGUCUGAGGUAAGCUCCAAACUGAUUUCAGUUGCAGUCAAACCUCCAUCCAUACAACCAUCUCUCAAUAAUUAAUCAAACACUUCUCAUGAGAGUCUUUAAGUAUCAUACUUGAAAUCUCUGAUAAGCAGUCACCACAUCUAGACAACUGUGACCACUUUCUUGAGAAAACAAUUUUCAUUGUUUAUGAGACCAGUUGGUACAUGGUCUGAUUUCUAAUGGUGUAAAUUAUAUAGUUCAAGGCCACAUUAGCUUUCUUGCACAACUUGGUUAUCACUGAUAAUAUUAUGAAGGAAAUCAGUUUGGUUACACUCAGGUGUGUCAUUAUCAGUUUUUAAAUAAAAUGAACUGAAUUGCCAUUUUAUUUUUCAGAUUUUGAUAACAGGAGGAGCUUAUGAGUCUCUGUUUUGUUCAUUUCAAGGCCUGAUAGAUCCUGGUGACGAGGUACGUAAGUGACAAGCACAAGUUAUAUUGUAAAAUCUGGUGCUAAAUAGAAUAAAAUGUAAUUAUUGUCAGCAUAACUCAACAGGGCAGGCAGUGGUAAUUAACAUACCCCCAAAAUGUGACCAAAAAACCCAACUUUCCAAGGACAUUUUUCUCAAUAAUACCCAAUGAGUAUACUUUCCUAGCAGAUUAAAACCACUGUAAAUUGUACCCUACAUUCAAGACCCUGGCCAACCCUGAAUCCUUUAACUAAUGAGAUUGAUGAUACAGUACAUGUAUUCUAUCUUGCCCUUGAGUCUUAAUGAUGAACUUUCCCUCCUCUGCUCUCUCAGUUUUUAAAAAUAAGCCCAGUAUCUCUGGCCAUUUGAUGAACUUACAUUUGGGCAUGCUUCAGAAUAUUUCUUCUUAAUGGCAACCUCUGCUGAACCACUCGAAGGCCUACACUGUACAGUACCAACCACUUGUAAUAGCCCUUAUACAUGUUUACAUCAGUCACAAAAAAUUUUCACCACCAAGUCAAUAUAUAAAUUUUUAAAGUUUUACUUAGCCUGAGAAAACAGUCAACAUUUUUCAAUGGUAGUGCGAAGGGGGUGGGGGGGGGGGGGUGGCUCACCACGGGUUUCCUUGGGAGUGGGACUCUGAGACACGAAUGUAGAAAUCUUUUUUAUGCAUGUGUCUACAUCUUCUCUCUACACCGCACCACCCCCCCACCAACGCCACAUCCCCCACACACAACACUCACCAACUUUUUCAAACACUAUAUAUAAUUUCUAAACACUAAAAAAAAACUCCCCACAAAAAAAAAAAUAUAAAAUUUUUUAAGUUGGUCGAGGGUGAGAAAAAGGGUAUUUUGGUUUGGGGGGGGGGGGGGGGGGGGGGGGGGGGGGGGGGGGGAGUUGCUCACCACUGGUUUCCUUAGGAAGUGACAUCUGAGAAACGAAUGUAGAAAUUCAGAAAUUAAUUCCAUACUGAUGAUCGAUGCAUCACUACCCAGAUCUGGGUAGUGCCUCUGAUUGGUUGUGCAGUCUGGGAAUUUUCCUUCAGCUAGUCAGAAGUGCUACUCAAAUCUUCAUCAGUAUGGAAUUUCUGCGCUCGUCUUUCAGAGACCCCCUGAAUUGUCCUUUUUGUUUUCGUUUUUAAGGCAAUGUCAAUUACUUCUACACUGAAGUUUAAUUAAUGUUAAUGGUUUCAACUUUGCCUCUUCAGGUUAUCAUCAUUGAGCCAUUUUUUGAUUGCUAUGUGCCACAAAUUGCAUUUGCUGGUGGAGUUCCAAAAUUUGUCACUCUUAAACCUGUAAGCCUACUUUGAAAGUAAUUUCAGUUAUGUAUAAUUAAUAAGUAUUUAUAACAAUUAUACUCUUUAUUAUUCAAACCACUUAGUCACUUGAACCUGGCAAAAGAAACGAUGUCAUGUGUAGCAUGUAUUAAAUCAUGUUGUGAUCAUGUGAAUACUCUGCCACAGUUACGACUAUACACAAAAGGGUAAAAUUGAAGAACAGCUCCCCAAAAAAUCUGUUGUAACCACAGUCUACCGACAGAUGACCGACGGUCAGCCAACAGAUGACCAACAGUGGGCUGACAAAUGACCAAAAGCUGUUCAUCAAUUUUACCCUAAAAGAAAAGAGUAUACCAUGCCAUACUGUACAGUUUGAUGUUUUUGUCAGUUUGCAAGGUUGUUUUUUCCACUGAGUUUUCUUAAAUGGUUUCUUGUUGUGAUUUUCUUCAUCAGAAAGAAAAUGCUACUUCCACAAAGGACUGGAUUUGGGAUAAGGAGGAACUAGAGUCGGCAUUUACUGAGAAGACUAGGGCAAUAGUAAUUAACACUCCACACAAUCCUAUUGGAAAGGUGAAGAUCCACAUUGUGUAUUCCUCUACAUACAUGAGGCAAAGUAGAUUUAUUAAUUGGCGUAAGAGUUAUUAAUCGGCGUAAGAGUUAUUAAUUGACAUAAGAGUUGCUUCAAUUGUAUUUGUUAAGUUAUUGGAAACUUCAUAAGUAGGUUGUCAGAGUAUGAUCGUCUGCUGCAACGCAGUCCUGAACAGGACUGAACAUUGUUGACAGUUACUGAUGUUUUGACAACCUGUGCAGUUAAGUCAUCUUCCGAGUCAAAGUGAGUUGUAUCACCUCAGUUGAUGGUAAUAAACUCUGGUUAUUGAUCUGAUUAGUCUUUGACUCUUAAGAGGACUACCACACAGGUUGUUGAAGCGUCAGUGACUGUCAACAUCCUAUUCAGGACUACGUUCACCCAGACGAUCAUACUCAACCUACUUAUGAAAUGACUCCUGAGUUCAAACCUUUCACUGUUUUAUUGAACUGUUUAAUAAAUCGUCUAGGUGCUCAGUAUGGAAGAGCUACAAUUCAUUGCAGAUUUGUGCAAAAAGUACAACGUGAUAUGUAUUAGCGAUGAAGUGUACGAGUGGCUUGUCUACAAUGGAAUGCAGCACAUUAGGAUUGGUAAGGAACUCGUACCUCUUAAACUUGGAAUCUAAUGAGUGGUAAUUCUGUCUUUCCUUCCAUCCAGUAAACUUGUACCCUGGGUUUUAUCUCUCUCUUUUUUUCGUCUUGGGGGAGAAGUCCCUGACAUAUAUUUGAGGACGAAACUGAGAGGUCCUGCAGUUUUUUUGCCAUGUACAGUAUAAAAAAAAACUCCUCCCUUCAUAAGCCGUGAGAUACAAGUCAUUGCAUUCCAAACAUUCACAUAUUUAGUGGAGUAUCAUGCUGUAUACUUAUCCCUUGCACUAAAAUAUUGAAUGCCUCGACUUGAGGAUUAACAUUUGUUUCUAAUGAAGCAAACCAUUUAUGAGCAGAGUAUAUGUACAGGUAUUAACAUCUAUUGGCAUUACAAAGUACAAAUUUUAAUUAUUUCUUAUCUGUCUUGUUUUAUUUCAUCACUAGCAACUUUACCUGGAAUGUGGGAGAGAACAGUAACAAUUGGCAGUGCUGGGAAGACAUUCAGUGUGACAGGGUGGAAGGUAAGGGAUUCAGCUCUACAGCAUUUUCCAGCUCAUACUGACAAAGCUAGACUACGAGUAGUCCCUCGUUUUUCAAUCAAGCGCCUCUCGUUUCGCUCUCUCUACUAUCCCUGAGGAAAAAUGAGGGACUACUUGUAGUCUAUGACAAAGCUAGCCAAAGAAAUAUGGUUCCACGAUGCGUCUUUUUCUCCAAAAAUUACUAGCACUUUAAACAGAUUAGUCCAAUAUAUCUGUUGUAUUUAAUUUUUUAUCUCAGUUAAUUUUUGUUUUGCCAUUGUUUUUGGGUGUGGUAAUGUACUGUGCUAAGUAAUAUGAAAGAAAGGAAAAAUUAAAAUGACCUGAAAUAAAAAAAUAAUUAACUGCAGCAUAUAUCCAUAAUAAGAAUUAAUUCAAAACAUAAAAUCAUAAUAGUUUUUGAAGAGAGUAAAUAAAUGAUAGAUGAUCAAUGAUGGUGGUGCAAGAUGAUAACUAUUGUAAACAGUUACUAUAAAAAUUAAUGACAAUAUUGAUAAUAAGGUACAUGUCGGUCGAGAAUCUUGUGUCUGCAUUUUUAAUAUUCAGUUCCCUGUCAAUACGCAUCAAAUAAGUCCCUACUUGUUCUCAUGGAUAUGUUGUAGUUAAUUUUUUUUUAUUUCAGUUAAUUUUUAUUUUUCCAUUGUUUUUGGGUAUGGUAAUGUAUGCUAAUGAAUUUAUAACAAAGGAAAAACAAAAUUAACUGCAAUAGAUUCAUCCUUAUGGUACAAAUGUGGAAAAAUACAGCUUAUGUUUAAAAUUUGAGACUGAAAAAUACAUUCAUUGUUGUUGUUGUUGUUGUUGUUGUCAGAUUGGUUGGUCCAUAGGUCCUAAAGAAUUAAUAAGGAAUUUACAAACAGUGCAAUCACAAGUGACAUACACCCUUCCCACGCCAACACAGGUACUUUAUUUUAUUAUUUUUUUUAUUUGAUACCAAAUUUAUUUUAACAUUAUUGUGAUAUUUUAAAAUGAUAUGCAAAGUUAUAUCUGCUUGGCACUUUCCUUUCAAGUGCAAAAUUCUUUUAACCUGUGACAUGUUACAUGUAUAAGUUGCAAGAGUGACCAAUUUUCUCCUGAUAAUAUGCAUACGUAAUCAAGAGAAGACAUAAUGAGAAUUAAUAAACAUGGUCACUUAACCCUUUAAGCCCCAAUAUCCACAUACAAAUUCUCCAAACUGUUCUCUGUAUAUUUCCUUAAAGAAUGAGUUGAGAGAAGUUGACAAAAGAUCAAAGAAUUUUCUCUUAGGUGAUCAUUUUAUUAAUUCUCAUAACCUAGUCUCAUGACAGAAAAAAUUGUGGGAUGGGAGAAAAUUGGUGUUGGUCACUAUUGGGACUUAAAGGGUUAAGGGAAAAUUCCUUGAUCUUUCUCAAUUCUCUCAGCUUAUUUUUUAACGAAAUGUAUGGGGAUCAGUGUGGAGGACUGAUUUGUAUGUGGAUACUGGGGAUUGAAUUAGUUCAAGACAGCGUAAAUGUAUCAACCUGAAAAUGUAAUGUGUGUCCCAUCCCCAUUUAAUCUAUUCUACUUCCUUUCUUUAAUUGUUAUAAAACUAAAUAAAUGAUUGUAAUUAUUUCAUUCUAUUCUUUUUAUCUUGUUUAUUUAAAGGAAGCCCUAGCACAAGCUUUUGAACAUGAGAUUCCUCUUGUUGGAACAGAAAAGUCAUAUUUUAAGGAACUUAGCAGUAUGCUGGAGAAAAAACGUGAUCUCAUGGCCAAACUCCUCACUGAUGUCGGCUUCAAGCCUACAAUUCCUGAGGGAGGCUAUUUUAUGAUGGCUGACACCUCUGACAUAGGUAAAGCAAGUUUGAUUGAUAAGCCUUUUCCUUGUACAAGAAUUAGAGUUGAUCUUUAAAGUAAUUUAAAAUAUAGACCUUUUUUUCGGCGUUGGAGUCAUUUGCCAAAAUUUAUCAUUUGCUUUAAUACAGUGGAACUGCAUUAAUAUAAACCACCACUGAAAAAUGACAGUUUUUAUUAAUACACUUCAUAUAAUCAUACUUUUUAAAUUAUUAUAUAUGGGUGUUCAUUAGGCAUCGAUCGGAGAUCGGAGAAUUCUCCAUUAACUACACAGAAUUCUCCGGCUAACGCUCAAUAGCCUAUGAUUAUUUUUUUCUCAGAUGUGGAGCCUCUUUCAAAAUGUUCUCCGGUAACAUUACACCUUUCUCCUGCUACUAGAAUUCUUAAUGAAAAUGCUGUAUACAUAAUAAUUGUAACAACUGCAUAAUUUCUCUGCUGAGUAAUGCAUAUACUGUACUAUCUCAGUGCUCAAUAUUUAAACACUUUAAAUGACUUUCAGUGGAAAACUCAGUCUAGUUUUUGCCUUUUUCACUAUUCAAUCAAUCUCACGAAGCAUUUUUUUUCUGAUGUGGAAAAGGUGUAACAAUAAUUAGGAUUACCAUCUUUGCGUGAAAAGCAGUGGCUUAAAAUUAUUAAGAAGGGCAUAAAGUUCAGUACAUUUGAUUUUGGCUGUCACAUCACAGUAGUGUGGCAAUGUAACAGGUCACCUUCCCAGAGCUAUUAGGGAGCUUAAGCAACCAUGACAGCCACAGCAGCGCAAACGUCACCUGGAAAGCAAGUUUGCGGUGUUUCAAAAUUUAUUAAUAAUACUUUUGUUCGAUUCAUACAAUUUGUUUAAUGUUGGGCUAUUCUGGAGUUGAUUCUAAUGGACUGUAUCUACAACAAAAAGAAGCGUGAUGCAUGCAACAGUGCAAAUUAAGUUGUUGUUUUUCUAAUCUCAAUCAAUAAAUGCUUUUUAGCCAUUCUUGUUGCCGUUGCCAUCGUCGUUGCUUAAGCCCCCUUUUAAGUCAACCUCUCCAUUAUGAUGUUGAAAGGUGGGAUAUAUCACUAAAACAAAAUAACCUUAUUAUUAUUUUCAUUCCCAUAAGUGAAAUCAUGCUAUUAAGUCAUAUUUAUUUAAUACAUGUUAAAUGUAGAUGUGAAUUUUGAUGAAUAUGACAAAAGUGAUGACCCUCAGGACUACAAAUUUGUACGCUGGCUGACCAAAGAAAAGGUAUUGAGUUUCCUGUUGCUCUUAACUUUCACACUGAUAAUAACAGCACUGUAUUGUUCUGGGCCAGUUAACAUAGUGAAUGUUAUAUGUUUAAUCCAAGGCCACACUCAAACCUUGAAUCAAAGGUGCCUGAUGUUGGUGUUGGUGUUUUUUAAGUGUUAACACUUACAAAAAAAACCAAACAAAACAAAAAACAAAAAAAGGUCAGGGAAAAAUUUGAGGAAUCAUAGAAUUUAAUUUUCAGUUUGACAUAGGGCUUUGUGAAGGUUAUCAAAUGGAUAAAGUGAAAAACAUUCAAUCUGAAUUUGCUUGAGUUUUAUUUCUCCAAAUCUUAGAAAACUUCCAGGUCUUGUAUGUAAAGAGUAUUAAGUCAAAAGAGGGCAACUCUGUUCUUGCAUGGGACCUUCAAUUCAUUGAAAGAACAGUUUCCCUUUUUAAUUUAAUAUCUUGUUUUACCAUGAUUUUGAGUCAUUUUGGAGAUGUGACGUCCAGAUGUGUUACUCAGAGUACAGUCGAACCGACUCCACAACGGCCAUGUAAGGGGGGCAGAAAAAAAGUGGCCGUUGUGGAAAGGUGGCCGUUAUGGGGAGGUUGGGGUGUUAUAUGACAAUUUUUUUAGGGAGUAGAGUCAACUCCACCUUUGGGACCAGCACUAAGUGUCCGUCUUAUAGAUAGUCAAAUAAAGGGAGUAAAGAAAAGCAGGGACCAACUCUUAAGUGUCCGUUUUACAGAGGUGUUGGUCUUAUAGAGGUGUCCGUUAAGAGAGAGUCGACUGUACAUGUUUUUUUGUGUUAAGUUCAUGCUUACUGUAUCCCAUAGUCUUGGUAAUCCAAUCAAUACUGUAUAGAGAUGAAAUACACAAGAAGCUUGAAUUAUGUCAUGAAUCAAAAUGCUAAUGUGACAAAACAAGCAAGGUUCGCAAUGUUGCAGCUGUAUAAAUGAAACAAAAUCAAAAUACAAUUGCUGCAAUUGAUCAUAAACGUGCCAUACAGAUCAAUUCGUGACCAUUCUUGACUCAGUCGCUCAAAAAACUGGCCAUUGUUGAGAGGUUAUUUUGGCAGUUGGGGACAUGCAUUAGUGGUUGUUGCUGUUGUAGAGAGGUGGCCAUUGUGGAGAGGUGGUCGUUAGCGGAGCUUCGACUGUAUGUAAUUAGUAAGGCUUUCAUUAAUAUCUUGGUAAACACUCAGUAACCAGUUUGAUGUCUCAAUUACUAGGGAAUUGCCGCUAUUCCCCCAAGUGCAUUUUAUUCUGCCCAGAAUAAACACUAUGGAGCCAAGUACAUUCGCUUUUGCUUUAUCAAGGUCAGUAUGCAAUAGUAUUCAGCCUCUUGAUCUGGUGGCACUAGUUUUGUCAUUAAAUAACAUUUUUGUGGUUGUGCUUUAUAUAACUGUUUUAAUGACCUAAAUAAACUCUGCCAAAAAAAACACUCUCUCCUGUGGCUCUUUAAGUUCCAUUGGUGAAUGAGUUUUGAACAUUUUGCCACUCAUUGAACAUUUUUGUCUACUGUGUAUGGAAAAUUGUGGAUUUGUUAAAUAAACUCUGAGUGUAAUAAGUAGUGGUACGGUCAAACCCCCCAUAAAACGACCACUAGGCUUUAAGCCAGACAUUGAAAACUGGCUGUCCAGAAUGCAUGUUUUUCCAUAAAAUUAUAACAGAUCUAUUAAGUGAAUUUCCUUGUACAUUGUAUUUCUUCCAAAAAUGGGUGUCCAUAGGACGGCUGGACACCCUUCCGGCUAAAACCUUGGCGACCACCCAAAAAUACAAGGAUUUUAGAGGUCGAUUGCAGAAGGUGGUCAUACGUGGAGGUUCAACUGUAUUUAGAUUCUUUAAUCACUUUGUAGGAGGACAGUACACUUGAAGCUGGUGCAAAGAAAUUGAAAGAGUGGAAAGAAGAACUUGAGAGCAAAAAAUGACAUUACACAGCUGGCAGCAGGGUUUGGUCACAGUAAUUUACAGUAAAGUCAAACUUGCCAUGAAUUACGAUUGGCUGCACAGCCAAAAUUUUAUUUAUUAAUUUUUUUAUUUUCAUCAUUAUUUCGAGUUAAGGGAAAUUUGGAAAUGUUUUAGGAAAAUUAAAUAAUAAAAAUAUUAUAUCUCUCAUUAAUGAGUUCAAGGUCCACACUGGACAUGUACAUUAAGGACCAA
Molecule: messenger RNA, 12980 nt
Organism: Porites evermanni
Lineage: Eukaryota; Metazoa; Cnidaria; Anthozoa; Scleractinia; Poritidae
Source: the annotation of a GenBank genome assembly